This is a messenger RNA of Octodon degus (degu), 3700 nucleotides long. It is a transcript of the gene Tmc5, whose product is annotated as transmembrane channel like 5. Gene Ontology annotation, cellular component: plasma membrane. The transcript is spliced from 22 exons. The record is from RefSeq and is a predicted model, not a curated record. Bases 298 to 3279 code for a protein of 993 amino acids. Lineage: Eukaryota; Metazoa; Chordata; Mammalia; Rodentia; Octodontidae. Gene Ontology annotation, molecular function: mechanosensitive monoatomic ion channel activity.
GCGCGGCGGAGACCGGGACUCCGGCUCUUCCGCCAGGGAGGAGCGGCUGGGGCGAGCGGUAGGAGAGGAGGAGGGGCCAGAGCGAACAUUGAUUAAAGGACACAGCCAGGAUCGGGAAGAAACACACAGGUCGGAAGUCGAGUCAAGUUCUACUUUGGCAGGCCCAGGGCCAUGGGCACAGCUGCGGUGUUGUGGGUAGGAGACAGAUCUGCGCUUCAGCAGAUUGAUGAGAAGAUCCUCCAGCGACUGCAAGUGUAGAAAGGUCGUAACGCUCUGGAGUGAAGACCCGGUACCAGCAUGGCUGCCUACUACCGGAAUAACAGCUAUUCCAACGAUGAAGAUUACCCGGACUAUUCAAGGCCUCAGGACCAUAACAAGGAGUAUUUGAAAAUUCAGAAUUAUCUAGAUAUUCCAGGUUCUCAGAACAAUCCAGACUAUCCCAGCUCCAGGAGCAAUGCACACUCUGUAGGCUCCAGAACAAAUCCAGGCUUUUCUGGGUCUCUUACAGAACCAGAUUAUCCUGGAUCUACAGGUACUCCAGAUUAUCCCCACAUCAGGAAUAAUCCCUAUUCUGAAGAUUCCAGGACAAGUCCAGACUAUCACAGAUCUCUGUCAGAGCCUGAUUAUAAUGAAUUCCAGAACAAUCCCCGGCACUUAGGCUCACCCAGAAAGCCAGAGUCUCCUAGAUCUCAAAGAAAUCCCGAUUUUGCAGAUUCCAGAAUCAGUGAAAAUUAUGCAAAUACCAGAAGAAAACUAGAUCAUUUUGGAACCUUGGAAGAAGCAGACUACCCUGGAGCUAAAGGCAAUACUAACCAUCCUGGCCAGAGAGCCAAUUUUAACCAUCCAGGCUCUAGAAGGGGUCUAGGUUAUGCAGGUUCCAGAGUAAGUCCAUACACAGACUUCCUGGGACAGCCUGAUUAUCCAGGUGCUGAAAAUCAACCCAACCCUUGCCAUUCUUUUGGGGAACCAGAUUAUCCUGGUUCUGUGGACCAUCAGAAUUCUCCAAACUUUUGGGGGGAACCUGAUUACCCGGAUUCUAAGGAUGGCCAAGGUUAUAGCCCUUCUGAGAUCCGGAAUACGACUAGGUGGGGUAAUGGGCCUUCGGGCAUCCUUGGAGGAGAGAAUGAAGAGUAUCCUGAGAGCAUUGAAAUGACGUCAGUGAAGAUGGCAAAUCCAUACGGCCAUGCUCUACCAGGUGCUCCUGGCAAUGGCUAUGUGAACCCUGCUUUUAUGGGUGAAAAUGGCUCUCUCGGUGCUAAUGGGAACCUGCUGUCAUCUGAAUGUGAUUGGCACGGAUCACCCCAAGGGCAAAAGUUAAUUGAAUCCCUGAUCCCCAUGACAUCUAGAGACAGAGUUAAAACCAUCAGGAACCAGCCAAGGACCAUGGAAGAGAAAAGGAAGCUGAGGAACAUAAUUGACAAAGAGAAAAGUAAGCAGUCCCAUCAUACCCUCCGGCUCAAUUGCUGUGCUCAUUGUCUGAGCUCCAUUUCUCUGGGUUGUCGGAGAUCCAAGAACAGCCUUUCCGAGCUCCUGAGUUCCAUCAGCUUGUGGCAGAAGACACUCAAGGUCAUCGGAGGCAAGUUUGGAACCAGUGUCCUCUGUUAUUUCAACUUCCUGCGGUGGCUCUUGAAGUUCAACAUUUUCUCCUUCAUCUUGAACUUGAGCUUCAUCACAGUGCCCCAGCUCACAGUGGCUGAAAGGAACACGCUGCCAUUCACGGGGCUGGAAUUUCUCACUGGGGCGGGUUAUUUUAAAAAAACAGUGAUGUAUUAUGGCUUUUACACAAAUUCCACGAUCAGGCAUGGGAGCAGCGGGGCAUCCUACAACAUGCAGCUGGCCUACAUCUUCACAAUCGGAGCGUGCCUCAUCGUCUGCUUCUUCAGUUUGCUUUACAGCAUGGCCAAGUACUUCAGGAACAACUUCAUUAACCCCCACCUGUACUCCAGAGGCAUCGCUAAACUUAUCUUCUGCUGGGACUUCACUGUCACGCAUGACAAGGCUGUGAAGCUAAAGCAGAAGAAUCUUAGCAGGGAGAUAAGGGAGAACCUGUCUGAGAUCCUCCAGGAGAAUGUCAAGUUCACAUUCCGCCAGCAACUGGCCCGCUUUUCUGCUCACGUAGCAGCCUGGCUUGUCUCCACAGGCGUUGCUGUUGCCUGCUGUGUAGCUGUGUAUUACCUGGCUGAGCACAACUCCAAGUUUCUGCACACCCACAAAGACCCUGGGGCAGUGCUAUUACUGCCUUUUGUGGUGUCCUGCAUCAACCUGGCUGUGCCGCGCUUCUACUCUAUGUUUGGGCUGGUGGAGAGGUACGAGAUGCCACGGCACGAAGUCUACACCCUCCUGAUCCGAAACAUAUUUCUAAAAAUAUCCAUCAUUGGAAUUCUGUGUUACUAUUGGCUCAACAUUGUGGCGCUAUCUGAUGAAGAGUGCUGGGAAACCUUCAUUGGCCAGGAAAUCUACCGGCUCCUUCUGAUGGAUUUCGUGUUUUCUUUGGCUGAUUCCUUCUUGGGGGAGUUUUUGAGGAGGAUCAUUGGGACGCGAUUCAUCAAAAGUCUUGGCCUACAGGAGUUCGAUAUUGCUAGGAAUGUUCUAGAACUGAUCUAUGCACAAACUCUGGUGUGGAUUGGGAUCUUCUUCUGCCCUCUGCUGCCCUUGAUCCAAAUGAUUGCUCUCUUCAUCAUGUUUUACGUUAAAAAUAUCAGCCUUAUGAUGAACUUCCAGCCUCCGAGCAAAGCCUGGCGGGCCUCCCAGAUGAUGACACUCUUCAUCUUCUUGCUCUUCUUCCCAUCCUUCACUGGAGUGCUCUGCACCCUGGCCAUCACCAUCUGGAGGUUGAAGCCUUCAGGUACCUGUGGCCCCUUCCGAGGUCUGCCUUCCUUCAUUCAGUCCAUCUACCUGUGGAUUGACACCCUACGUGAAAGGUCCGGCUACAUGUGGGUUGUCUGGAUCUAUCAGAACCUCAUCGGCAGUGUGCACUUCUUUUUCAUCCUGACCCUCAUCGUGUUAAUCAUCACCUAUCUUUACUGGCAGAUCACAGAAGGAAGGAAGGUUAUGAUCAGGCUGCUCCACGAACAGAUCAUCAAUGAGGGCAAAGAUAAGAUGUUCCUGAUAGAAAAAUUGACCAAGCUGCAGGAGAUGGAGAAAAGAGCAAACCCCAGUGCACUUAUUCUGGAAAGGAGAGAGACAGAGCAACACGGCCCUCUGCAUCUGAUGGAAGGCAGUGCUACUUCUGACCUGCGAUUGAGGCGAUCAGUUCAAGAAGAUUAUUUAAAGGCCUAGCCUGAUGACUGCUGUGGUAGCCAGAGACCAAUCCAAUAAAGAAGAUACAAAUGGGACAAAUUCUUCCAUGGCAACUGGGCCUUUAGAAGCAUCUUGGAAGGAGAAUCCUAGCCUGUAGCUGGAGUGUAAAAUUAACCUACAAUGUCAAUUGCAAAGUAAAAUUGGGCAUAAAAUUAUCUUUCAAACCUGGACUGAAAAUUUUCAACUUACUUGGGAUUUUCCAGUGAAGACUGCUGAAAUAUUGAAACUAGGCUAGAAAAUAUGGGAAGAUAUAACCUGAGAAUGAUGUACUCUAUCUUCAAGAAAUGUGUGUCUGAAUUAUUGGUCUUCAGGAAUCUUUCCUCCUAGACCUGGCAAAGGUUUAGAAACUGGUGCUGUGAAACAUUGUCUACAAUGAAUAAAAAUAUGAUUCUUAAUCAGA